Molecule: messenger RNA, 1346 nt
Organism: Trichomycterus rosablanca
Lineage: Eukaryota; Metazoa; Chordata; Actinopteri; Siluriformes; Trichomycteridae
Gene: pcmtd1
Product: protein-L-isoaspartate (D-aspartate) O-methyltransferase domain containing 1
Exons: 6
Coding region: 251-1324 (357 amino acids)
Biological process (GO): protein modification process
Cellular component (GO): cytoplasm
Molecular function (GO): protein-L-isoaspartate (D-aspartate) O-methyltransferase activity
Source: RefSeq, a predicted model, not a curated record
GGAACAGCAGAAGUCAGUUUCAUUGCGCGGUGUUUAAAGCACGUCGAUGAACAUACAUUAUCUGGCACAAAUACCACGCAUAAACUGUAUCAGUGAAAAGAGACAGGCAAUCUGAUCUAAAGUGACCGCAUGGAAUUCGAAUCACUCCAUCUGUCACCCACUCUGCCAAAGAAACAUUUUCUGUUGGAUCUGAAGAGAAGUCACCUUUAAACUUCUUUUUUUUCUUUGUUGUUGUGGCCACAAAAGUGCCAUGGGUGGAGCAGUAAGUGCUGGCGAAGACAAUGAUGAUUUGAUUGACAACUUAAAGGAGGCACAGUACAUCCGCACAGAAAGGGUGGAGCAGGCGUUCAGGGCCAUAGACCGUGGAGAUUACUACUUAGAAGGAUUCAGGGAAAAUGCAUACAAAGACUUGGCCUGGAAGCAUGGCAACAUCCACCUUUCAGCUCCCUGUAUAUAUUCUGAGGUCAUGGAAGCAUUAAAUCUUCAGCAAGGACUGUCUUUUCUUAAUCUGGGCAGUGGAACAGGAUACCUAAGCACAAUGGUGGGCCUUAUCAUUGGCCCAUUUGGAGUAAAUCAUGGUGUGGAGCUCCACAAGGAUGUGGUGGAAUAUGCAAAAGAGAAGCUGGACGGCUUCAUUAAAAACAGUGACAGUUUUGACAAGUUUGAAUUCUGUGAGCCCCACUUUGUUGUGGGAAAUUGUUUAGAGAUUUCAUCAGACUGCCAUCAGUAUGAUCGCAUCUACUGUGGUGCAGGAGUACAGAAAGACCAUGAGAACUACAUGAAGGUCAUGCUCAAAGUUGGGGGCAUUCUUGUCAUGCCCAUAGAAGAUAAGUUGACUCAAAUAACCCGAACUGGACAAAGCUCAUGGAAUAGUAAGAAGAUCUUGGCUGUAUCCUUUGCACCCUUAGUACAGCAAGGCAAAAGUGACGGAAACAAGCCAGACACUGUAAUACUACCUCCGCUGUCAGUGCGAAGCCUGCAGGACCUGGCACGUAUCUACAUCCGACGCACACUGCGCAACCUCAUCAACAAUGAGAAGGUGUGUAAGGGCACAGUGCCACAAGCAGCACAGAAACGAAAACGAAGACGCUCUCGCCGUCAACGUCGCCAUUGUGUCAGCACUUACGUUUAUGUAGACAACCAACUGAUCCCUAAAGCCUUAGAAAGUGAUGAGGAAGAAAAGAUGGAGGAUGAGGAAAACCAAGAGGAAGAGCAGGAGAAAGACAAGCCUGAAGAACGGAUCAAUUUGCUGAGAAACAAGAUUUUGAGCCUCCCUUUGCCCGAGUCACUCAAGGCCUAUCUGCUGUACUACCGUGAAAAAUAAAGAAGUAAGCAGGGCUUCUGUA